AUGAUCAGUCUUCGGGUGGAGCAAACAACUCCAAUCUCAUUUCCAGACAGAAGUAUCCUGCAUAGAAGGGGCAUUCCUAUUAAUCCAUCAUGUCCAAUUUGUGCAGCUGAGGAAGAAACUAUAGAACACACCCUCUUUUGGUGCAAUCAUGCUAGGGCGACAUGGUUUGUGAGUGCUAACACUUAUAAGCCUAAUCUAGUUGGCUUUGGUUCCUUCUCGUUGUGGUGGUCAGCUAUUUUGAAUGAAUUUUGUGAGGAUCAACUGGGCUUGUGCUUUAGAGCCAUUUCUUAUUGGAUCAUUUGGAAAGAGAGGAACCUUGCUGUGUUUGAUCAUAUUGACCCGAAUCCCAUAGCAACUGCCAACCGUAUUUCCAAGUCUUUCUUUGAAGCAAAGGGAGAUCCUAUUACUUCCUCCUUGCAUGAUUUUGCUGUAAGUUCAGUGUGUUCUCCUCCACCAGUUGGAACUCUUAAGCUGAAUAGUGAUGUGGCUUGGAGAGAUACUGCUUCUUAUGCAGCCAUUGCUGUUGUCCUUAGAAACCAUGAAAGAAAACUCUUAGAUAGACAUGUAUGUCUUACUCAGGCUUCUUCUCCUCUUGCGGGUGCGGCAAAGGCUCUUCUUCAAGCUAUACAGUUUGCUCAAUCCAUUGGGGCUUUUUCUAUUAUUCUUGAGAUGGAUUGUUCUUCUUUAUUCGAAACAGUGUGUAAUUUGGAGAAUAUUAGAUGGUGGAAGAUUAGAGCUACUUUGUUAUCCAUUAAAUCUCUUCUUCCUCACUUCCACAAUGUGUCUCUUUCCUUGGUCAAAAGAAGUACUAAUAGAGCUGCUGAUUUCUUAGCUAAGUCAUUUUUGUUAGGAAAUUUGUCUUGUGAUUGGUUAGCUUCGAUUCCUAGCAGGCUUAGCUCUAUUUUGUACUUUGAUUCUUCUUCAGUAGUGUAA
Molecule: messenger RNA, 933 nt
Organism: Hevea brasiliensis (rubber tree)
Lineage: Eukaryota; Viridiplantae; Streptophyta; Magnoliopsida; Malpighiales; Euphorbiaceae
Exons: 2
Coding region: 1-933 (310 amino acids)
Molecular function (GO): nucleic acid binding; RNA-DNA hybrid ribonuclease activity
Source: RefSeq, a predicted model, not a curated record